Molecule: messenger RNA, 2457 nt
Organism: Centrocercus urophasianus (Greater sage-grouse)
Lineage: Eukaryota; Metazoa; Chordata; Aves; Galliformes; Phasianidae
Product: protocadherin gamma-C5-like
Exons: 1
Coding region: 1-2457 (818 amino acids)
Biological process (GO): homophilic cell-cell adhesion
Cellular component (GO): plasma membrane
Molecular function (GO): calcium ion binding
Source: RefSeq, a predicted model, not a curated record
AUGCUGAGGGCAGGAAAGGCGGGCUGGUCCCUGGGGCUGCCGCGUGUCUUCUCCUUCUGCUUGUUCCUGCAUAGCUCCUCUGCCCAGAUUCGCUACAGCAUCCCGGAGGAGCUCACCCGGGGCGCCUUCGUGGGCAAUAUUGCGAAGGACCUGGGCACCGAUGUGGGGAAACUGGCGGCGGCCAAUCUGCAGGUACUGUCCGAUUCGGAUUCGCAGUACUUCUCCGUCAAUGUGAACACUGGGGUGAUAAUGGUGAGCGAGCGGAUAGACCGGGAGCAGCUCUGUGGGCAGAACCCCCGCUGCUUCCUCCACCUGAAACUUGCCAUCGAGAACCCGGUGGAGUUUUACCGCAUCGAGGUGGAGAUCCUGGAUAUCAAUGAUAACUCCCCGGAGUUCCCCAGUGACGAGGUGUCCUUGCGCAUCUACGAGCUGGCAUCCCUGGGUGCCCGCUUCCCCAUCCAGCCUGCCCAGGACCCUGAUGUGGGCACCAACACCCUGCAGACCUAUCACCUGAGUGCCAACGAGAACUUCAACCUCAACGUGAAGGCACGCACGGAUGGUGGGAAGUUCCCUGAGUUGGUGCUGGAGAGGGCCCUGGACCGAGAACACAGAGCCUUCCACCACCUCGUCCUGACUGCUGAGGAUGGGGGCUCGCCCCCCAAGUCCAGCAAGACGCACAUCACUAUUCAGGUUCUUGAUGCCAAUGACAACCACCCAGUCUUUGACAGACCGUCUUAUGGAGCUCGCUUGGUGGAGAACUCACCGCUUGGCACCCUUGUAGUGAAGCUAAAUGCCACCGAUGUGGAUGAAGGGCCCAACGGGGACAUCCGCUACUCCCUCAGCAGCCACAACUCGGAUGCCUUACGCCAGAUCUUUGCCAUUGAUGAGCAAACUGGAGAGAUCCGUGUGCGGGGCAACUUGGACUUUGAGGAGGCGACGGUGUAUGAGAUUGAAGUGGAGGCCAAGGACAUGGGAUCGCCCACGAUGGAGGAGCACUGCAGCGUGGUGGUGGAGGUCACUGAUGUGAAUGACAAUGCUCCUGAGGUCAUUCUGACCUCCUUCUCCAGUUCCCUGAGUGAGGAUGCGCUGCCGGGCACGGUGGUGGCCGUCAUACAUGUCAAGGACAAGGAUUCUGGGGACCAGGGCAAGGUCCAAUGUCAUGUGUCUCCAGACCUUCCCUUCCAGCUGCGCAAAGACUACGAGCACCAGUACUCGCUGCUCACGAGAACCCGCUUGGACCGGGAGCAUGUUGCCUACUACAAUGUCACCAUCUCGGCCUCAGAUCUGGGCAGCCCUCCACUCUCCCGCCACACCAUCCUGCCCAUCACCCUGGUGGAUGUCAAUGACAACGCGCCCCAUUUUGAGCAAGCGUCCUAUGAGGUGCUGGUGGCAGAAAACAACCCGGUGGGCAGCGUGCUGGUUACUGUCUCUGCGGUCGACCCAGACUCAGAGCAGAACUCCCGCCUCUCCUACUCCAUCCUGCAAGCUGGUGGGACAGAGCCAGGCCUGGAUCCGACUCGCUACCUCUCCAUACACCCUACAAGUGGCCAGAUCUCCGCCAAACUCCCCUUUGACUAUGAGCAAACCACCUAUCUCCAGUUCCAUGUAGAGGUCUCUGACGGUGGCUCCCCAGCCCUGAGGAACAGGACGCUGGUUCAUGUGUUCAUUGCAGACCAAAACGACAAUGCCCCGCGGGUGCAUUUUCCCAGGGCUGGGGAGGAUUCCGCCACCCAGUUACGCAUCUCCCCCUCCACCGCCCCUCUUGCUCUCAUCACCAAGGUGGUGGCCAUAGACGCGGACUCGGGGCGCAACGCCUGGCUCUCCUACCAUCUCAUGGAAGCCACCGAGCCGGGACUUUUCAGCGUGGCCCUACGCUCCGGGGAGAUCCGCACCACCCGGGCCCUGCAGGAGUCGGAUGCUUCUGCACAUGAACUGGUGGUGGUGGUGCGGGAUGCCGGGGAGCCACCGCUUUCCACAGCCGUCACGCUGGUCGUGUUGGUGGAGGAGAGGGGCCCCGAGGCCCUGUUAGGCUCCGAGGCUCAGGCUGCAGACGGUGGGGGCUUGCCCACCAUCACCAUUUAUCUGAUUGCUUCUCUGGUGCUCAUCUCCAGCGUCUCGCUGGUGGGACUGGCAGUGCUGGGUGUGCGGUGCAUACGGCGGGGCUCCGUGCCUGCUGUCCAGGGCUGCAGCGUGAAGAGCGUGGACACGCUUCAGCCCCCGCCCAGCCACAUCUUUGGGCACUUGCACUAUGAGCCCAAGCAAGGGGACACGGUGAUGGGCGUCCAGGUGACGGCCACGGCUCCCCCAGCCCCGCGCUACCGCUCCUGCUUUUCACCCGUCUCUGACAUCAGCGAAUUCAUGUUUGUGAAACCCUCCGUGGGCACAGCCGGUGUGAAACCGUCGGCGCCCAGCGAGGUGAGCUCGGGAGCGGGAGAUCCCGGUCCCCGGCCGCCUUAG